Molecule: messenger RNA, 1827 nt
Organism: Dovyalis caffra
Lineage: Eukaryota; Viridiplantae; Streptophyta; Magnoliopsida; Malpighiales; Salicaceae
Source: the annotation of a GenBank genome assembly
AUGGCAUCUUCAUCGUCUUCUUCUUCAACUCCUUCAUCGUCUUCAAAAGCGGGAGAAUCGUACUUAGGAAGCCUAAUUAGCAUCAUGUCCAAUUACGAAAUUCGCUACGAAGGCGUUCUUUAUCACAUCAAUACUCAAGAAUCCGCCAUUGGCCUAAAAAACGCGCAUGUGAUGUCUAUUCAACAUCUCACUCGCACUGUCCAAUUUCGGGAUUUGCAAGUUCAAUCCCCACCACCUGCCCAAACAGAGGAACAGAUUCACAAUGAUCCUGCUAUCAUCCAGAACCAUUCUCGUUUAAGUUCUUCAACUGCAGUUGGUAUUCAGGCGCAAAAUACACCUGCUUUGGUGACCAGAACCUAUUCUGGCUCAUUGCCCUCGCUUCAGCCUGUAAACCAUGUUGGCUCAACAAAUCUUUCCCAAACUACUCAAAAUGCUGUUGCAUCUCUUUCCAUGCCAGUGUAUUCACAAGGAUACAAUGGAACAUCUUCCCAUCAGUCGAUGGUUUCAUCUCCCUUAAUAGUUCAGAAUCAUAUGCAGGCUUCUGGAUUGCAUGAACCUCCAAUUAUGGGAUUUAAAAGUCCUUCAGAAUGUGGUACUCUCGAAUCAGCAGUUGCAGCUAAUCCAUUAAAUCCUAUUUUUUCAUCUUCUCUUCCAACGGUACAAUAUGCAAUUUCUCCUGACAUACCAUGUUUCUUAUCUCUGAAGACACCUGUUCCGUCUCAUACUGCAUCUCUUCCUGCUAAUAGAUUAACCAUGUCUUCGAUUCCCGUGUCUAGUCAAGACAAAAACACAACUGAAACUCUAGCUUUUGCAGACCCCAUGUCAAUGCGUCCUACCCAAUCUACGCCUUACCUCACGCCAUCCUAUGUUGGUUCUACUUCUAGCUCUGUGUUAGCACCACUUCCAUCUCUUUUAAGUCCUCAUCAUUUAUUACAAUCUAGACCACCAGUGCUUUCUUCCACACAGAAGCUGUACCCUGGCCAGAAGGAUGUAGCACAGAAGCUGUACCCUGACCAGAAGGAUGUAGCUGUUCUGACUCCUUUAUCCUCUACAUCACCACCCUUGCUUUCUACUCCAGCAUCUCAGCCACCAUUAUUACCAUUGCCAGGUUCUGUACAGCAGCAUAAAUACUUGACCUCGCAAUUUACUGAAGAAUUCAAUUUUGAAGCCAUGAAUGAGAAGUUUAAAAAAGAUGAGGUUUGGGGUUAUCUUGGAAAGGCAAAGCAAAGAGAGAAAACUGAGGGCAUGGAGGAUUAUACAACUGAUGAAACCAUGGUGGACAAAGAGGCUCCUGUUGUGGUGCCUGAUCCUGAUCCUAAGCCUGCCUAUAAGAAGGAUGAAUUCUUUGAUACAAUUUCUUGCAACAUACGCACUCAGGGGAGGAGUGGGCAGAACCGUUUCUCUGAGCGAAUGAAGCUGGAUACUGAGACUUUUGGCAACUUGCAUCCCAGACCCAAUUUGGGUUAUGGAGGCAUUGGUUCUGGACGUGGUGAUAACUACCAUACCUCACGUGGUCGGGGAAGGGGAUAUGGUUAUCGUGGGAGGGGGCGUGGCGUAACGAUUGCCGAGCCAAGUGUGGCGGCUGUGGUAACCAGGACUAGAACCCCGGAGCCAAUAUACACUCCAUCUUUGACUACUAAAGAUACACAAAAGGUGAACAAGCAAAUCAAGUACCUUGUUUUUCCUGGACUCAGCAAUAAUACAAGAAACAAAAGAGACGAGGGCGAGGGAGAUGAUGGUGGAGAAAAUCAGCAAGAACCCAUAUUGGUGUUUAGCCAUGGUGGAGAAGUAGCGUAUCUUGUUUGGGUUGGUAUAGUAAAAGAAUAA